AUGGAAAAUAAAAUGACUAUACAACAAGUGCGACUAAAUUUUAAAAACAGGCUUUGGGCAAAAAGGAAAUUGCACAAGCUAGCCUUCACGAAAAAAACAGAUGGAUCCGUAGAAGUGAAGUACUCCAAAGAUGGACGUCCAUUGACCCCUGGAAGGGACAUCCAAGAAAUCAUUAACAUUUACGAAACGACACAGAUGGACUCCGAAGGAAGUUACCAGUCUGCCCGUAAACAUUAUGGAGACAAUGCUGUUGGUUAUGUUCAGCUCAAGCGUACCAAUAAUAUAUGCUAUUUAAAAGCGAGGGUCACUCCAGAACACAAAAUAAAGGCUAAAAAUUAUCAAGUAUCUUGUGUAAUCAACGAAUUGGAAAAAAAAGUUGUUGAGGUAAAUUGUCAUGAUUGUCCAGCUUCGGAGGGAGGUUGCAAACAUGCAGUGGCUUUUUUAAUGUGGGUACACCGUAGAAGCGAAGAGCCAUCUCCAACCGACAAAGUAUGUUAUUGGAAGAGAUCAGUUUUAGCAGGAGCUUCAAGUACAAAAAAAUUUAUAACCACCGAAGAUUUUGGCGCCAAACCAUCUACAUUUUCAAAUGAUUCUUUUUUAAAUCAGUAUAUUGUUGAAGCAAAAAAAAGAAAAAUUGAAAAUAGCACUAUGAGGUACCAUAUUUCUCAGAAUUACGAUUGUGUUUCCCUUCAUCGAAUGAAAAUUGAUUUCAUGUCCACUAAUAAUAUAAAUGACGCAUAUAUAUUUUUGGAUUAUUGCAAACAACAAAUGGACGAAGAUUUGCUUAAACAAAUCGAAAUUAAAACUAGGAACCAGUCUAGGUGUAGCCUAUGGUCUGAAAUGAGAUACGCACGUAUAACAGCCUCGAAAGCAUAUGAUGCUGCGCACUGUGCUACCUUAGAUGGAACACUAGUAGAAAAUAUUUUGGGUGCCAAAGUUUUCCAAACGGAAGCCAUGAAAAGAGGUCUUGAUUUAGAGGAAGCUGUCCUGAAGGUACUUUCCAAGGAAACUUCCCAAAUAUUUCACAAAUGUGGACUCUUUCUUUCACAAGAGUGCCCAGUGAUAGGUGCGAGUCCAGAUGCCAUAAAUGAAGAGUACGUUGUAGAAAUAAAAUGCCCUUUUUUAGAUAAGACGUUUCAUAACUUUAUUGAUGUUGAUGGAACCACUGGUAAAAUAUGUAAACACCAAUCAGCUGUCAUCAAAAACUACAAUAUAACGAGUGCUUGUAAUGUUUUAACCGAAAAAAGUAAAAUAGUUAUUUAUAAAAUUGCAACUGGAAUAGAACCCACACAAAAUAUGUUAUUGCCUUUAAAGUUAGAACAGUGCUAUAAGAAAACUAACAAGGAGGAAUUAGAAAUUAGAGAAGCUGAAAAAAAUAUAAAUAAUAACAAUGACACUACUUUGUUAAAACAGAAUUUAUCAAUUCGGUUUGUUGAAGACAACGAUGAUGAAAUUUCAAUUAAUCCCGAAGAAAAUUUGGACAGCGUUAAAGAUAAAUGGAGCAGUUUUAUUAAUAAAUUAGAUGGCGAUGUAAGGAAGAAUUUAAAUGAUGAUCCCCAUGGUUUUUCGUCAGCUGUAGAACGUUUUAUGAACAAUUAUAAAAAACAUAUCCUUCUACGCUUAUGA
Messenger RNA from Psylliodes chrysocephalus, 1626 nucleotides. Lineage: Eukaryota; Metazoa; Arthropoda; Insecta; Coleoptera; Chrysomelidae. The record is from the annotation of a GenBank genome assembly.